CCUUCAGUGAGAAGCUGUCUGUCCCGGUGGUUCUUUGUCCCAGGGACUAACAGCAGAGAGUCCACGGAGCCUAAUUGGGUGAAGGGUUGAGGGACAUCUGUCUGAUUAGCCUCCUCCUCCUCAUCCUCCUCUUCCUCUUCCUCCUCCAGCAACAGACGGGGAUUAAGCUUCUGCUCUGUAAUUAUUAUAAAUCAUACGUCAGCAGAAAGCCAGGGCCGUGUCCCGAGGAGGAGGAGGAGGAGGAGGAGGAGGAGGUGCAGCCGCUGAGGCCCCGGGAGACGUGGAGCGGACACGGGCCGGAGGAGCAGGAACAUCCGCCGGAGUCAGCGCCACGACGCGCACACACACACACACACUCCCCCGGCACCGAGCGCGGAUAAUACGCAUCAAGAUGGCGGUGCAGGCAGAGGAGAGCGACGGGAGAAACGUGGAGCUCGAGCACCUGAACGAGUCGCUGGGGAACCCCGGCCUCAUCUCACCUGACAAGGAUCUGUCUCGAGUCCUGACGGUGCCGUUCAGCGGCCGCAUCCGGGGCGGCAUGCGUCCCGGGAAGAAGAUCAUCGUGAUGGGGAUCGUGGACCAGGAGCCGGAGAGCUUUGACCUGAGCCUGACCUGCGGCCGGGACCCGGAGGAGGAGAAGGAGGAGGAGAAGGAGGAGGAGCCACCGUACGACGUGGCCCUGAAGCUCAGCGCCCGCUUCAGCGACCGCCAGUUCCUCCGCAGUGCCCGCGUCUCCGGGAAGUGGACGGGGGAGGAAGUGUCCACUUCCUACUUCCCCUUCAUCCCCGACCAGCCCUUCAGGGUGGAGAUCCACUGUGAGCACCAGCGCUUCCGGAUAUUCGUGGACGGACACUCGCUGUUUGACUUUUAUCACAAAGUGAAAUCUUUGCCGUCUAUCGACUCGGUACGGAUACAAGGAGAUCUACAGAUCACCAAGCUCGGCUAA
This is a messenger RNA of Platichthys flesus (European flounder), 946 nucleotides long. Its product is annotated as galectin-related protein-like. The record is from RefSeq and is a predicted model, not a curated record. Lineage: Eukaryota; Metazoa; Chordata; Actinopteri; Pleuronectiformes; Pleuronectidae. Gene Ontology annotation, molecular function: carbohydrate binding. The transcript is spliced from 5 exons. Bases 392 to 946 code for a protein of 184 amino acids.